UUUAAUUGAAUUCAUUAAAAAUGUCUAUUCAAGCCCUCUUCACUCCUACCAAGAUUGGUAACCAAGAACUUAAGCACCGUGUUGUUCUUGCUCCCUUGACUCGUUUCAGAGCCACUCCUGAAGCUGUUCCCACUGAUCUCCAAGUCGAACACUACAAGCAAAGAGCUUCUGAAGGCGGUCUUUUGAUUACUGAAGCUACCUUCAUCAGUCGUCUUGCCGGCAGCUACUACAGAGCUCCUGGUAUCUACACCAAGGAACAAAUUGAAGCAUGGAAGAAGGUCACCAGCGCUGUUCAUGAAAAGAAGGGUGUCAUUUACUUGCAACUCUGGCACAUUGGUCGUGCUGGUUCUUCUGAAUUUAACCCUAAUGGUGAACAAAUCGUUUCUGCUUCUGACAUCCCUAUCUCUGGCAAGAGCAUGUUAGGUAGAGACUAUGAAGCUCCUCGUCCUCUUACUGUUGAUGAAAUCAAGGCUAUUGUCCAAGACUACCGCCAAGCUGCUUUGAAUGCUAUUGAAGCUGGUUUUGAUGGUGUUGAAAUUCACAGUGCUAACGGUUAUCUCCUCGACCAAUUCAUCAACACAAGCUCCAACAAGCGUACUGAUGCCUAUGGUGGAUCCAUUGAAAACAGAGCUCGUUUCCCUCUUGAAGUUGUUGAUGCUGUUGUUGAUGCUGUUGGUGCUGAGCGUACUGCUAUUCGUUUCUCCCCUGGUGGUAAGUUCCAAGAUAUGGAAGAUGAAACUGUUGUUGAAACCUGGAGCUACUUGACCUCUCAACUUCAAAAGAGCCAUCCUGAUUUGGCUUAUCUUCACUUCAUUGAAGCCCGUGCCAACUUCUUUAACGAUGAAGCUAACAAUGUGGAUACUCUUGAACCUUACCGUCAAAUUUGGAAGGGUCCUUUCAUCACUGCCAGUGGUUUCUCUACCAACGUCCCUCAUGCUAUUGAUGUUGCUGAAAAGACUGGCAACUUGAUUGCUUUUGGCCGUGCUUUCAUUGCCAACCCUGAUCUCCCUGAACGUAUCCGCAAUGGCUGGGAACUCAACAAGUAUGAUCGUUCUACCUUCUACACUAAUGAUGCUGCCGGUUACACCGAUUAUCCUUUCUACGAUACCAAGAACUAAGUAUAGACUUUUUUUCUCUGUAAAUUACUAUAGACUACAUAAAUAAAAUACAUCAAUUGUAAAAAUUCA
Molecule: messenger RNA, 1187 nt
Organism: Gilbertella persicaria
Lineage: Eukaryota; Fungi; Mucoromycota; Mucoromycetes; Mucorales; Choanephoraceae
Exons: 1
Coding region: 21-1118 (365 amino acids)
Molecular function (GO): oxidoreductase activity; FMN binding
Source: RefSeq, a predicted model, not a curated record